GCGUACCCACGAACUGUUCGAUCGGGCCGGAAAUACCCUACACUAAACAGUCAUAUCCAUACCGGUGACCAAGCAGCGUCUAACAGUGAGCUCUGUCGGCAGAGUGCAGCAGGAUCGUCAGUGUUAGCGAUUUGAUCUUCAUAGUAGUAGAGCAAGUUGCUCCAAAUUUUGUGCCGUUGAAUUAUAGUUAGCGUCUGGACGGAAGUGAAAAACAUGUUCCUUAACCAGCAGUUGGUUGGUAGCCACAAGGUGUUGGUGUCAUCGGCGUUGGCAUUGUGGCUGCUAGUCUGCAUUCCCGGCAGGGUGGAAUGUGCUGCACUCGGCAGUUCGCUGCCAGUGUCUCCUUGUCCGAACCUUUUCAAGUAUGCCACCGACAGUGUAAAGCAACAGAUUUAUGGCAUCGUUGACACUCGGCAGCAACAGGUGGAUAAGUCUGGCACGCUAGAGCUACAUCUGUCCAUUGCUGGCGAGCUGCUUUCGAAGUACGUCGGAUCGAUCGAGGCGAUCGAAGAUAAUGUACAGAUACUGGAGCAGUUCAACAAGGGACGGGGCGUAACGUAUCGCGUCAACUUCCCGAUUCAGGAGCCCCUGCCCAAGCUAACGAAAGUCAUCUUCAACGGACGCGAACUGUGCGCUGGUCCCGGUGACCGUGGAUCCUUCGUCAGUUCGGUCACGUUGCGGCACUUUUUGCGAUCGGACACGUGCACGGAUAAGUGCGAUCGCGCCCCACUGAUACCGCCAAAGGUGCCACCGCAGCUAACACUGACACCGGUCGCCCCGAAACCGGUGGCCGUUAGGCCCCAGACGUCCAUCGUUCCGCCGGCGCCCUCGCCGAUCACCAAGACUGCCCUUCCAGGAGAGACCGGAGUGGAGGCGCCCGUGGGUGCACCAGCGGUCCAGCAUGAGUACCAGCGGACGAUCGAACGCAAGGAGGAAACGAACAACCCGCAGGACAACAGCACCUCGGUGAAGUACAUCCGGGAGGAGAUUACCUAUCGCAAGCAGGUCAUCACACCGGGCGGUUCCAGUAACUUGCAGUCGGACGAGCUGCAGCUACCCUCGUUCGUGAGCGGAAACCUGGGGUCGUAGUGUGCCGUCAUCAUAGCUGAUCGUGGCCUGGCACGAUCAUCUCCUUAACGGGUAGCACACGACCAACCGACCGACCGACCGAUCGACCAAGUGACGGCCAGUUCCCUGACCUCCCGCCCCACACUCGGGCUGUUCCUUUCUGCUUCUCCAGCGCUCCCCGGCCGAUAAUUUCUGUUCGCACUAACAGCAUUUUUGAAUAAAGAUUCCAAUUUUUUUU
This is a messenger RNA of Anopheles aquasalis, 1306 nucleotides long. Its product is annotated as serine protease gd-like. The record is from RefSeq and is a predicted model, not a curated record. NCBI's taxonomy places the organism in Eukaryota, Metazoa, Arthropoda, Insecta, Diptera, Culicidae.